This is a messenger RNA of Leptosia nina, 1866 nucleotides long. Lineage: Eukaryota; Metazoa; Arthropoda; Insecta; Lepidoptera; Pieridae. The record is from the annotation of a GenBank genome assembly.
AUGGAGGUAGAAAAAAAAAUUGAGGACAGUGUUGUGAUGCAGAAGCCUAAUUACAUGCUCAUGUCCUUGCAGAGGAUAUUUGUGUUGUUUGUUAUACUUAUUAGUGUUGUUGUUGUUGUUUAUUACACGCCGAUGCCAGAGGAAUAUUUCGAGAACUGCGACCGUGAAUGCCACGAACUGGACUGGCCGAUGAUUUGCCGCAUAAAGCUGGUUAUAGAAGUGUAUAAGACGAAUAGCAAGUCCUGCAACAAUUGCUUGGAGACCGGUAAAGAAUGCCCGCCCAUGUGCAUCACAGCCGAUGGUAGAGAACGAGGGGUUCUAUCCGCUAACAGAGAACUUCCAGCGCCAGCGUUCCACGUCUGUCAGAACGAUAUACUCGUCGUUGACGUGGUCCACCGUGCGCCGGCGCACGCCCUGUCAAUGCACUGGCGCGGUCAACCGCAAAAAGAAACGCCGUUCAUGGACGGAGCGCCGAUGCUAACGCAAUGCCCGCAACCGGCGUACACAACCUUCCAGUACAAAUUCCGCGCCUCGGCGGCGGGCACACAUAUGUACCACGCACAUUCAGCAGCUGACGCAGCCGACGGCCUCGCUGGAGCGUUGAUAGUCCGCCAAUCUCCUAGACUAGACCCUCUCAAGAGUCUAUAUGAUAUAGAUGCUACAGAACACACAAUUUUUAUAGCAGAAUGGGGUCAUUCCAUGGGCCCGCUGGCCGGUAUCACUUCUAAAGUUCCCAACGCGGAAUCGCUGUUGAUAAACGGCAAAGGGAAUACUCUAGAAUCGCCAGAUGCUCCUUUGACGACGUUUAAUGUCGAUUACGGGAAAAAGUACAGAUUCCGUCUCGCGUACGGUGGUGGUAUUAAGAGUUGUUCUGUUAAAUUUUAUAUAGACGAUCACGUAUUGGGCUUGGUCGCGCUCGAUGGGAAUAGAAUUGAUACUGAAUACGUGAACAGCAUCACGCUAGGUCGAGGAGAGCGUGCCGACUUCAUAUUGGAAGCUAAUAGACUUUCCGGUGUUUAUAAUGUUAGGGUUGUAGCUGAUAAGUCAUGUCAGGAGAACUUAGAAGGUGUAGCAAAGCUAGUAUAUAGAAAUAAAGAGCGUAAAGUGUUACACAAAGACGAUUCGACAACUCAUGCUCUAGAGAACAGAGAUUUUACAACAGUGUUUAGUGAAAAGUGCAGUAGCGAAGAGUUAUUGUGCUUAGAUGAGGUACGCGGUGUUCACAGACUAUCAGAAGAAUUGUCCAGUAUACCAGACGAAGUUAUAUAUAUGCCUUUCAAUUACUCGACGCGCCAGAUAUCAGCGAAACGUAUCGAGAGUUGGGGACAGUCAGACGGCCAUCGCUUCACAUACCCUGCGUCACCACUUCUGACCCAGGGCGCUGACGUUGGCAACGAAGCUCUCUGCUCCUCCCAACCUGGUCAUGCUGAAGAGUGUGUGCACCUUAAGAGUAUUCCUCUUGGUUCUACCGUGGAGAUCAUCAUGUUUGAUCAAGGCGGAGAAUCGGAUCACAUCUUCCAUCUGCAUGGCUAUACCUUCUACGUUACCGCUGUGCAGCAAUAUAACAGUAGCUUAGAAAAAGAACGUGUCAUCCAAAUGAACGAGGAAGGCACGCUAUUCCCUAAAAAGAACCUCGAAAGCCCCGUUCUCAAAGACACAAUAGUCAUACCCAAAUUUGGAGUAGUAGCAUUACGAUUCAAGGCAGACAACCCUGGAUAUUGGAUGAUGCGAGAUGAACGAUCAGCUCACUGGACGAGAGGUCUCGAUUUUGUUCUAAAAGUCGGUGACGCUAAGGAUUUUGUCCAGGCUCCGUCAGAUUUUCCUAAAUGCGGUUCCUAUGUUGGCCCUGAAUACUUCUUAAUUUAG